Otolemur garnettii (small-eared galago) is the source of this 10879-nucleotide messenger RNA. It is a transcript of the gene AKAP13, whose product is annotated as A-kinase anchoring protein 13. The transcript is spliced from 38 exons. Lineage: Eukaryota; Metazoa; Chordata; Mammalia; Primates; Galagidae. Gene Ontology annotation, cellular component: membrane; actin cytoskeleton. The coding region runs from base 230 to 8623 and encodes 2797 amino acids. Gene Ontology annotation, biological process: adrenergic receptor signaling pathway; regulation of Rho protein signal transduction; positive regulation of canonical NF-kappaB signal transduction. The record is from RefSeq and is a predicted model, not a curated record. Gene Ontology annotation, molecular function: guanyl-nucleotide exchange factor activity; MAP kinase scaffold activity.
UGCGCGGGUGCGCUAGGGCUGUGUGCAGGGCUAGCGCGGGGCCGAGCAGCCGCCGGGAAGCUCCUGGGCUCCACCGAGACCGUGGUGCCCGCUCCUAUCCUGGGCCGCAGCCGCUUUAGCCGCCGCCGCCGGGGGAACGGCCGCCUAUUGUCUUUCUCCGCGGCGAAGGUGUGGAGCUGUUCCGGCUCGGCCCGCGGGGGAGCCCCGGGAGCCGCUAGUGUCCUGGGUCAUGAAACUUAAUCCACAGCAAGCUCCAUUAUAUGGCGAUUGUGUUGUUACAAUACUGCUUGCUGAAGAGGACAAAGUUGAAGAUGAUGUAGUUUUUUACUUGGUAUUUUCGGGUUCCACCCUCCACCACUGUACAAGUACUCGGAAGGUCAGUUCUGAUACGCUGGAGACCAUCGCUCCUGGUCAUGACUGCUGUGAGACAGUGAAGGUGCAGCUCUGUGCUUCCAAAGAGGGCCUUCCCGUGUUCGUGGUGGCCGAAGAAGACUUCCACUUUGUCCAGGAUGAAGCAUAUGAUGCAGCUCAGUUCCUGGCAACCAGUGCUGGAAAUCAGCAGGCUCUGAAUUUCACCCGUUUUCUUGACCGGUCAGGACCCCCAUCUGGGGACGUGAACUCCCUCGAUGAGAAGGUUGCGCUAGCGUUCAGACACCUGAAGCUGCCAGCGGAGUGGAAUGUGCUGGGAACAGAUCAGACUUUGCAUGAUGCUGGCCCUCGGGAGACGUUAAUGCAUUUUGCUGUGAGGCUGGGACUGCUGAGGUUGACGUGGUUCCUGUUGCAGAAGCCAGGUGGCCGUGGAGCCCUCAGCAUCCACAACCAGGAAGGGGAGACGCCUGUGAGCUUGGCCUUGGAGCGAGGUUAUCAUAAGCUGCACCAGCUUCUGACCGAAGAGAAUGCUGGAGAACCAGAGUCCUGGAGUAGUUUAUCCUACGAAAUACCGUACGGAGACUGUUCUGUAAGGCAUCAUCGAGAGUUGGACAUCUAUACAUUAACCUCUGAGUCUGAAUCACGUCACGAACCCCCAUUUCCCGGAGACAGUUGCACUGGACAUAUCUUUAAACUUAUGAACAUCCAACAGCAACUAAUGAAAACAAACCUUAAGCAGACGGACACUCUUACACCCUUAAUGAUGACAGCACAGGACUCUUUCAGCCCACACCGUGCCCCAGAGACAGAUGGACAGUCCCUUCUCUGUGCAUCCGAGCCCACAGGCACCCAGCAGCUGUCUUCUGAACAGACCAAGAGUGCACCUUGCUGCCGAGGGAGUCCUGGUGGGCAAAUCGACGGUCCCUGUGACUUACCAAACAUGACUGAUGAUGAGAAUGCAGGCUUUUCCCUUAGGAGGAAAAAUAAAGAUGCGGAAAGAGAAGCAGAAGGGGUGGAGCCAGCACCUACUGGGGACUCCAGAGCUGUAUCGAAUAGAAGCAACUGUCUCCAGAGCCUGCCUGACUGGGGAACAGAAGGCUUAGAAGGAAACAGAAAUGAAGAAACUGGAACAGAGUCUUCUAGAAUGGCCACAUACCAGAAGUCUCUGAGCAGUGGAGACAGUGUACUGCAGGGAGACAUGGUCAUGGAGCCAGGCACAGCCCAGUGUUCCUUGGGAGGUAAACUGGCAAGCAAUUCAUCAACAGAUGCCAGCACCCCAGAGACUGCAGGGGAAACGGAACAUGGUCUCGUGAACCCAGAGGCAGGUGUCCAGAAGAAUGUGCCUCAGGUAGGGGGAAGUACAAAGGAGAGAUCAGAGAAUACUAACGUCAGCACAGCUGGAGCCUCGGGUGCACAAGGCACAAAUAAGCCCAUGGAUGAAGCCAUUGUAUCAGACUGUGUCUCUGCCGCAGGUUCCCUGUGUGGUAACAAACCUGCCGAGUCUUUACUCACAUUUAAUAAUAGAGAGACCGCCAUUGAAAAAACAGCAGAAACUGAAACUUCACGAAUUUGUGAAGAGAGUGCUGGUGCUCCAGUAGAUCAGAGCACUCUGGUCAUUCCAGCCACUGCAAAAGACAAGAGUUUAGAAGGCUCAGAACCCAGAACUCCCUCAGCAAUAUGCCAGGCAGUGUCACCCUCAGCUUUAACCUUUCCUGAGCUAGGAAAAGAUGUAAUUCCAGGCCAGAAACCAGAAACAAAUUCAUCUCAUGCUCAAAGCCAAAAGAGUGAGUCACCUGUUUGUUCUACAACUGGAGAUGGUAAACUUUGUGUUGACUCUGCCUGUCAACAGAACAGAGCGACUUCUAGUGGUGAGGUAGUUGCAAAGCAGUGCAGUGACAUAGCCAGCCAGCCGGAAAGCACCACAACAGGGCAGGCCAGCACACUCGCCCUGCCCACUGCUGUCUGCUGUGAGGACUCACAGGCCAACACGGCCACCUCUGACCCUGUAAGAGAUGCCCAGGAAGGUGUGGAUUUUUGUUCUCUUAAAGUUUUGAAUAAAGAGGGCCAAGGAAAAGAUCUGAAACGAGAUAAGCCUUUCACAAAUACAAUUGAGGGAGUUUCACAUCCACAUCCCGUUGUCCCUAAAACAGAGAGAGAACUAGCUCCAGACCAGGCACUGAUCUCAGACGGCACUUUCUCUCUGGCAAACACUCCAGGCAGUGAAUCAGUAACCAAAGAUGACGUAAUUUCUUUUGUCCCCUCCCAGAAAGAAAAGGGAACAGCAACUCCUAAACUCCAUACGGCUACAGAUUGUAGAAAUGGCUCAGAUGGAGAUUCGCAUGGUCCCCGUGAGCAGCCAGUAGAAGACAAAGCAACAGGCCCGGCUGCCUCAGAGCCUGAGCCCAGCAUGGGGAAUACCAGCCCCACAGGAUGUGCUGGAGAGCACGAGGGUCCCGGUCUCUCAGCAACCUCUGAUGUUCUAAAUGUCGAGGAGGGUACUGACUCGUGCCCACUAAGUGUGGGCAAGGACACUUUGGCCUCCGGUAUGGUUUUGACCGAAGAAGGAAAAAAUCUGGUGGCUCCGGAAAGCUUGGCAGCUCAGGGAAAACGUGACAGAGAUGAACUAGUGACUUAUCCGUCCUCUAAGGAAGAUACUAUUUCUUCGGGAACAGUGCAAGAGCAGCUCAGACCACCACCUCCUGGACAAGAGACACCGGGAUUUCUUGAAAAACCCAACUCAGCUGCCUGUGCCAGGGACAGUGCACUUCACAGUCAGUCACUGGAUACACCCUCUGCCUGUCUGAAGGCAGAAACUAAACCUGACAAGGAAGUGGCUCCACGAGUCUCACUGCUGACCGAAGGUGGGGCUGCACAGAGCCUGGUGCCACCUGGAGCAAGUCUGGCCGUGGACUCGAGGCAGGAAGCUUUGGGCGCAGAACAGAGCAGCUCACUUCUGUUGCCAAAUGGGUCUGAGACUCUUCACUGCCUUCGACCUUGUGCUCUGGAUGUUGGAGUGAAGAGCACUGAGUGUCAGGGAGCAGCCACCUGUGAGGUGAGGGGAAAUGUGAUGGUGGAUGCUGUUGUGUCUCAGCGAGGCACUGAGGGGCCCAAAGGAAAGGAUGUGUCACACAGUGCCCAAGAGAAGAGUAUGAUCCUGGGUUUGCCAGGAGCUUUGCCAGACAAAGGUGAGACUGACCUACAGCAAGCUGCAAGCCCAGAGAUAGCACCUCUUAACUGGGAAAAAGGGAAGCUGGAGGGAGCAGAUGACAGCUGUGCCAAAGGCGACUCCAAGGAAGCACAAAUGGAUGGCAAAGCACAUCCUGUACUACUGCAGCCUGUUGCCAGGGAGCUCCCCACGGACACAGGGCUCUCAACUCGUGAUAAUGAGGCCGCAGCUGGUGUGAGUGAAGUCACAAGAACUGUGUCCCCAGGCAAAGGAGGGAGACCUCCUUCACCACCUUGCGCAGUCUCUGCACAAGCCGCACAUCUGUCUGAAGGAGAAGACUUGAUAGAGGUGGCUGCCAGCCACAUUGUGGAUGCUGUCAUCGAACGGGUCAAGGCCUUGGGAGUACCACUCCCUGUGGGGGAAAUCAGGCACCCAUCACUGUCUAGUCCUAAGUCGGGCCCUCUGACUAAACAGCUGGAGAAUGCUCCCACGGAGGAAGUGAGUGCGUUUUUGCCUGAAGAGACCUUGCCAGUGGGCAGUAUUUGUGAAGAAUCCUCGCAGAAUUUUGCAGGAUGUUUUGCUGGAAGGAAGGAGCCGGAGAAGAUUAUUCUGCCUAUCCAAGGGCCUGAGCAGGCAACAGAUAUGCCGGACACGAGAGCUGAUGAUGAAGUGGAUUUUCUGAGUAAUACCAUUGCGAGUUCGGUUUCUGAAGAGGCAGCUGCAGGGAGUGUGGCUGUUACACUUUCAGUGAAACACAGCCUGAAGACCCAGGCGAUAAACCAAGAAAACUGGUGUACAAUAGAGCCAUGCCCUGAUGCAGGAUCUCUUUUGACUUCCAAGCCGAGCCCAGAAUGUGAGAACUUCUUGGGUGUUGGAGUGGACAGAGAGUGUGCCUCAACACAGGGUGCACGGAAGCUAGAAUCUGGGAGCGACUCUGACCUCUUCCCCUCACCUGGUGAUGAAAGGGACAGCAUUGUCUUCCCAAAGCCCGAGGAUGAGCAGUUGGCAUGUGAUAUCACCGGAUCCAGUUCUUCCACUGAUGACACAGCUUCCCUGGAUCGACAUUCUUCUCACGGCAGUGAUGUGUCCCUCCCCCAGAUUUCAAAGUCAAAUUGGUCCAAAGAUCAGCAAAGCCUGGAUGGCUUCUGCAGUCAUGGGGGGGGAGCUGAUGGUCGAGAGAGUGAGAGUGAGCCUGCAGGCCCAGGUGACGUGGAGGAGGAGGAGAUGGACAGCAUCACAGAGGUGCCUGCGCACUGCUCCGUCCUGCGGGGCUCCAUGCGCUCUCUAUCCCCCUUCCGGAGGCACAGCUGGGGUCCUGGGAAAAACGCAGCCAGUGAUGCAGAGAUGAACCAGCGGAGUUCAAUGCGAAUUCUUGGGGAUGUUGUCAGGAGACCUCCCAUACAUAGGAGAAGUAUGAGCUGGUGUCCCUCUGGUGUGCAGUACUCUGCUGUCCUGAGUGCUGACUUUAAUUACAGAAGUUUCAGUCUAGAAGGCUUGAUAGGAGGAGCUGGUGUCGAAAACAAGCCAUCUUCGUCUCUGGAGGGAAACUCUGCCAACUCCCAGGAGCUCAGAUACCCUUUCAGUGGUGAGGAACGGGGUGAUUCUUUGGUAUCACUCUCAGAAGAGGAUCUAGAGUCAGGCCAGAGAGAACAUAGAAGGUUUGAUCAGACAUGUCACAGAUCUAAGCAGCAGGGUUUUAAUUACUGUACAUCAGCCAUUUCUUCUCCAUUGACAAAAUCCAUCUCAUUAAUGGCAAUCAGCCAUCCUGGAUUGGACAAUUCUCGGCCUUUCCACACCACCAGUGCUAAUCUGACUGAGAGCAUAACAGAAGAGAACUUCAAUUUCCUGCCACAAAGCCCCUCCAAGAAAGAUUUUGAAGGGAAGAGUGGAACAAAAGUCAGUCGUACGUUCAGCUACAUCAGGAAUAAAAUGUCCAGCAGUAAGAAGAGCAAAGAAAAGGAAAAAGAGAAAGAGAAAACUAAGGAGAAGGAGAAAGAUUCUAAAGAGAAGGAGAAAGACAAGAAGACUCUCAACGGACAUACUUUCAGUUCCAUUCCUGUCGUGGGUCCUAUCAGCUGUGGCCAGUGCAUGAAGCCGUUCACCAGCAAAGACGCCUACACUUGUGCAAAUUGCGGUGCUUUUGUCCACAAAGGCUGCCGAGAAAGUCUGGCCUCCUGUGCAAAGAUCAGAAUGAAGCAGCCCAAAGGUAGCCUUCAGGCGCACGACACAUCGUCACUGCCCACGGUCAUCAUGAGGAACAAGCCCUCUCAGCCAAAGGAGCGCCCUCGAUCUGCAGUCCUCCUGGCAGAUGAAACCACCACCACCCCAAUGUUUGCUAAUAGGCGGUCCCAGCAGAGUGUCUCACUCUCCAAAAGUGUCUCCAUACAGAACAUUACUGGAGUUGGCAGCGAUGAGAACAUGUCAAACACCUGGAAAUUCCUAUCUCAUUCAACAGAUUCACUAAAUAAAAUCAGCAAAGUCAAUGAAUCAACAGAAUCACUUACUGAUGAGGGAGUAGGUACAGACAUGAAUGAAGGACAGCUAAUGGGAGACUUUGAGAUUGAUUCCAAGCAGCUGGAAGCAGAGUCCUGGAGUCGGAUAGUGGACAGCAAGUUUCUGAAACAGCAGAAGAAAGAUGUGGUCAAACGGCAAGAGGUGAUUUAUGAGUUGAUGCAGACAGAGUUCCACCACCUCCGUACACUCAAGAUCAUGAGUGACGUUUACAGCCGAGGGAUGAUGACAGAUCUGCUCUUCGAGCAACAGAUGGUGGAAAAGCUGUUUCCCUGUCUUGAUGAGCUGAUCAGUAUACACAGUCAGUUCUUCCAGCGGAUCCUGGAGCGGAAGAAGGAGUCUCUGGUGGAUAAGAAUGAAAAGAACUUUCUCAUCAAGAGGAUCGGGGAUGUGCUUGUGAAUCAGUUUUCAGGUGAGAAUGCAGAACGCUUAAAGAAGACGUAUGGCAAGUUUUGUGGGCAACACAACCAGUCUGUAAACUACUUCAAAGACCUUUAUACCAAGGAUAAGCGUUUUCAAGCCUUUGUGAAGAAGAAGAUGAGCAGUUCAGUUGUAAGGAGGCUUGGAAUCCCCGAGUGCAUAUUACUUGUAACCCAGAGGAUCACCAAGUACCCGGUUUUAUUCCAGAGAAUAUUGCAGUGUACCAAAGACAAUGAAGCGGAGCAGGACGACCUGGCACAGUCAUUGAGCCUGGUGAAGGAUGUGAUUGGAGCUGUGGACAGCAAAGUGGCAAGUUACGAAAAGAAAGUACGUCUCAAUGAGAUUUACAUGAAGACAGACAGCAAGUCGAUCAUGAGGAUGAAGAGUGGUCAGAUGUUUGCCAAGGAGGAUUUGAAACGGAAGAAGCUUGUGCGAGAUGGGAGUGUGUUUCUGAAGAGUGCAACAGGGAGGUUGAAAGAGGUUCAAGCAGUUCUGCUAACUGACAUUUUAGUUUUCCUUCAAGAAAAAGACCAGAAGUACAUCUUCGCAUCAUUGGACCAAAAAUCAACAGUGAUCUCCUUAAAGAAACUGAUUGUAAGAGAAGUGGCCCAUGAGGAAAAAGGUCUAUUCCUGAUCAGUAUGGGGAUGAGAGAUCCAGAGAUGGUAGAAGUCCAUGCCAGCUCCAAGGAGGAACGAAACAGCUGGAUCCAGAUCAUUCAGGACACAAUCAACACCCUGAACAGAGAUGAAGAUGAAGGAAUUCCUAGUGAGAACGAAGAAGAAAAGAAAAUGUUGGACACCAAAGCCCGGGAGUUAAAAGAACAACUUCAGCAGAAGGACCACCAGAUCCUGCUCUUACUGGAAGAGAAGGAGAUGAUCUUCCGGGACAUGGCUGAGUGCAGCACGCCCUUGCCCGAGGACUACUCUCCAACUCAGAGCCCUAGAAUCCUCUUCCGCUCCAACACAGAAGAGGCUCUAAAAGGAGGACCUUUGAUGAAAAGUGCAAUAAAUGAGGUGGAGAUCCUUCAGAGUUUGGUGAGUGGAAGCCUGGGAGGCACCCUUGGUCAGGCCAUCAGCAACCCUAUUGAACUGGAAAACAUGGUUGGCCCUAUUUCCCUGCCCCGGAGAGCAGAGACCUUUGGAGGAUUUGACAGCCAUCAGAUGAAUGCUUCCAAAGGAGGCGAGAAGGAAGAGGGAGACGACGGCCAGGAUCUCAGGAGAACAGAAUCCGAUAGUGGCCUGAAGAAGGGUGGAAAUGCUAACCCCAUGUUUAUGCUUAAAAGAAACAAUGAGCAGCUUGUCCAGAGCAUCGUUCAUCUCCACGAGCUCCUGAGCACUCUGCAGGGUGUGGUGCUGCAGCAGGACAGCCACAUCGAGGACCAGAAGCUGCUGCUGAGUGAGAGGGCACUCACCCGGAGCCUGUCGCGCCCCAGCUCCCUCAUCGAGCAGGAGAAGCAGCGCAGCCUGGAGAAGCAGCGCCAGGACCUGGCCAACCUGCAGAGGCAGCAGGCGCAGCUCCUGGAGGACAGGCGCCGGCGUGAGCGCGAGUGGGAGGCCCGUGAGAGGGACCUGCAGGAGCGCGAGGCCCGGCUGGCUCAGCGUGAGGAGAAGGUGCAACGGGGCCAACAGGACCUGGAGCGGGACUGGGAGGAGCUCCAGCAGAGGAAAGGCGCCUACCAGUGUGACCUGGAGAGGCUGCGGGCCUCCCAGAGGCAGCUCGAGAGGGACCGGGAGCAGCUGCGGCGGGACGUGGCCGAGCGCCUCAGCCAAACGCAGGUUUCACAUCAACACACCAAGCUGAUGAGGAUCCCAUCCUUCUGUCCCAGUCCUGAGGCGUCCCCCUUGCCAUCUGCACCUUCAGUAGCCAAGUCAGGGUCUUUGGACUCAGAACUUUCAGCGUCACCAAGAAGGAACAGCAUCUCUCGGACACAUAAAGAGAAGGUGCCUUUUCACAUACUGAGUUCAACCGGCCAGCCAGACAGAGCGCCAGGAGGGCAGAGCCAGGCCCCAGUGCCCACCUCAGCCCCAGCCCGCCUAUUUGGGUUGGCUAAGCCAAAGGAGAAGAAGGAUAAGAAAAAGAAGAGCAAAGCCAGCCGCUCGCAGCCCGGCGAUGGUCCUGCAGAAGUAUCAGCUGAGGGUGAAGAGAUUUUCUGCUGACCCUUCUCCCUGCCAAGGCAGCCACUUCCUGGCCCUGGUCAGGGGUUCUCAGCCCACCUGUCCUGCUGUCUGUGCAUGAGUCUCUUACACUGGACGCCCACUGCUCCUCAGUGUCCAGUCCUCCUGGGUAGGCCCAGGCUCUGGACAAAAGGAACAGAUAGUGUUGAGUGUUAGGGUGGGGAGGGAGGCCCAGACUCCGCUUUGGCUGUGGCUUGUGGCUGCUGAGGACCUGCUGGUUGGGGCUGGCCCUACUUGAGGUGCUACACUAAAAGUAGGGGCCCCAGAAGUGCAAGCAAUGGUUCUGGACAUGUCAGGAAUUCCUAAAGGCUCAAAGAGCAUUUCCAAAUGAAGUCUGAAACUCUUUUAUUUGGGGGAACAUAACCAAACCAGACAGCAGGUAGUUUGUACUUCAUCUGUGUAUGUAUCUGUAUGUGGUGACCUCUCUGCAUACACAUAUGAAGCGUGCCAGAAGUACACACAGUCCACACCAGAUGUCUGGUUGGCUCGGCUCGGCAGCAGAGGGAAUGCCCGGUCUACCUAGUAGCCCCUGGGUACUCAGAGCUUCACCUGGGAGACCUCAGAGACCCCAUGAGUUCCCUUUAAGCCCACCCCGUGCACACAUCACCCCCACCCCCUUUGUUUGCAUGUAUUUCUCAUUUCAUUUUAGAAGGGAUGACAAACGUUUGUGAAAACAGUGAGAGGAGGUGUGAUGUGCAUAAAACACGUGGUCUGUACCACCUUGACCUCAGUGUCUCAGGUACUACAAAAAGUAUCUCAUUUUCUCAUCAAGUGCAGAAGAAACAUCCUGGCUUUCCGAGAUAUCUGCCCACAUGUUCUGGGCACACAUGAAGUAGAGAAGCCCCCUCACCAUUUUCCCUGUAGUGUGACACUUUCUGGUUGUCACUGACCACUCAGUAGUGGCCAGGCCCUCCUGGCAAAGUUCCUGAGCCCUCACAGGCACCCCCCAGGGCAGGUGCUACAGCCUGGCCCUGCCAGAGGAUCGCACCUGGCAGCACACAGUGAGGGCCACCCGCUCUUCCCUCAGCUUGGCCGUGCCAUUUUCCCCUCCAGGAUGGGGCAGGAGCUGUGCUCUGUGUCCCCAGCAAAGUUGUCCCACCCCACGCCAGGACAGUUGGCUGAGAAAUAGGUUCAGUUACAGGGUUGAGCCCUUCUGUCCAGUUUCUCCCGGAACUGACCCAGAGGGGCUGGGACAAGAGUCAGAAGCCCUCUGCAAAAUUUGGUUACUUAAAGGCAGUGUCUUAAAUGUAAAGGUCUGCUGGGGAGUUGCACUCACCCUGAAGAGGGCGCUGUGCUGCCUGCCGCUGCUUUGCUUUUUUCUUCUCUCUGCUGUGUUCUGGUCUGAGUUGGCUUUGAGACUUCUCAACAGCUAGUAUCUGCAGGACAGUUCAUUGGUAACGCUUCCUCUGAGGCCCCUUGUGUUACAAAGGGAGACCUUGGGAAGUCCUGUGCUUCACACGUGGCCUUCAGUUUCUGCUUUCUGUCCCUUAGAAGCAUGGGACUUUGAAAAUACUUAAAAAAAACAAAAAUAUCUGUAACUUGGUGCUUGUUGAUGAAUUGCAAGCUGGCCUUGCAGAUGGAGAUAUUUAUCUUUCAGUUUAUUUGAAAGAGGUCUGGUUUUAAAUUUGUAGCCUAGAUUUAUUUUAUUUAUUGUGUGUGUGUGUUUGUGUUUCUGUUUUUAAGGGUUAACCAAUACUAGUCCAGCAAUUUAAACUGUCUGAUCAGUGCUGAGAAUGCGUCGGCAGCCAGCACUGCUCACUCAGCAGUGUCCAUCCAAGUGCCUUGAAGGCCCAGGUGGAAUUUAAGGGUUGGGAAGGUCUCUCUGUCCUUCUCUGUCGCCACCACCUCAUUCUUACAUCGCAGUAUGUCUUCCCCCUCAUUUGAGAAUUAAGAAAGUUGCCACUUGACCUACCUUUACCUGUUUUUGUCAUGGAGAUUUCCUACCCUUCAGAAACAGACUUCAAGACCAAACCCAACUGAUUUUCUAUUGAAACCAUAAUGUAUUCUCCCAAGGACUCUUAACAGCUGAAGUUGUAUGUUUUCACCAGUCAUAACAACUCCAGGUUACAGCUGAAACCUGUCAUAUCUUGGCUUACAUCCACCAUAGGGCUCAGCAGUCUGUCCUUGUCACUGGCUCUGAGUUCCUCACUUGGGGUUUGCAGGACAGUGUGUGCAGCCAGGCACAGUGGCUCACGCCUGUAAUCCUAGCACCCUGGGAGGUUGAGGUGAGAGGAUCAC